This is a messenger RNA of Heterostelium album PN500, 2700 nucleotides long. It is a transcript of the gene modA, whose product is annotated as glycoside hydrolase family 31 protein. Gene Ontology annotation, molecular function: alpha-glucosidase activity; carbohydrate binding. The record is from RefSeq and is a predicted model, not a curated record. Gene Ontology annotation, biological process: carbohydrate metabolic process; N-glycan processing. The transcript is spliced from 3 exons. NCBI's taxonomy places the organism in Eukaryota, Evosea, Eumycetozoa, Acytosteliales, Acytosteliaceae. The coding region runs from base 1 to 2700 and encodes 899 amino acids.
AUGUUGGAGAAAUCAUCAAUUAGACUACCGUUAUUGGUAGUAGGAUUGCUAUUUGUAGUUACAACAUUCAUUGCAUUGACAGAGGCAGUCGAUUCCAGUAAGUUCAAAACCUGUAACGACUUGUCAUUUUGUAAACGUAACCGAAGAGUCGACAUCACUGACGCUGCUCAGAUGUCGUUGUACAAACAUCAGAUCGUUGCCGAUUCCGUGCAACUCAAAGACGGCCGUCUCGUAGGUGAGAUUGUCGAGCAGGACGGCGAAGUCGAUCACGUGUUGAGCUUCGAGAUUCGCGCGAUUGCCAAUGGCAUCUUGCGUUUCCGUGUGCUCGAGAAGUCGCCACUCGCCAACAAGAAGCGUUAUCAAGUGCAGGACGUACUGCUUGACGACAUCAAUCCGUUCCAACUCGAUGUGUAUGUAGCCGGCGAGCUGGCAAUGUCAGCCAACUCGCGUGGACUCUUCCACUUUGAGCAUAUGCGUAAUAAACCACUGCCACCUCAGCCAAUUCCCAAUCCAAAUCCACCCGAAGGCGAGGAGCCACCCGCACCCCAACAGCCAGUCGUACCCGAGGGCAUGUGGGAAGAGCGUUUCCAGUCGCACCACGACUCGAAACCACACGGACCAAUGUCGAUUGGUAUGGACAUCAAAUUCGUUGGAUCGCAACACGUCUAUGGUAUUCCAGAGCACACCACCUCGCUCGCACUUCGUAACACUCGUGGCGAAGGAAUCAACGAGAAUCCAUACCGUCUUUACAAUCUCGAUGUCUUUGAGUAUGAACUCGACAAGACAAUGGCGUUGUACGGUGCCGUUCCACUUAUGAUCUCACACGACACCAAAAAGACAGUUGCACUGUUCUGGUUGAACGCAGCAGAGACAUUCAUCGACGUCUCCGACUCUAAGGACGACAAGAAUGUUCCAUCGAAAGACACCCACUGGAUAAGUGAGACCGGAGCAAUGGAUGUAUUCUUCCUUACCGGUCCAACACCAAUGGAAAUCUUCAAGCAAUAUGCUUCACUCACAGGUACAACUGCAUUGCCACAACUAUUCUCUUUAGGUUAUCAUCAAUGUCGUUGGAAUUAUAAGGAUGAAAAUGAUGUUAAACAAGUAGAUGAAGGAUUCGAUAGUAAUAAUAUUCCAUACGAUGUAAUUUGGUUGGAUAUCGAACAUACCGAUGGAAAGAGAUAUUUCACUUGGGAUAAAGCCAACUUCCCAACACCAGAUGCCAUGCAAAAGUCGAUCGCAAUCAAGCACAGAAAGAUGGUUACCAUUAUCGAUCCACAUAUCAAGCGUGACAACAACUACUACAUUCACUCACAGGCCACCAGUAACAAUCACUACGUCAAGAAGGCCGACGGCGUUUCCGACUACGAAGGUUGGUGUUGGCCAGGCAGUUCAUCAUACCUCGACUUUACCAAUCCGGUCGUUCGUAAUUGGUGGGCCGAACAGUUUGCCUACGAUAAGUACAUUGGCUCCACACCAACACUUUACGUUUGGAACGAUAUGAAUGAGCCAUCGGUAUUCGACGGUCCAGAGGUUUCGAUGCACAAAGAUGCACUUCACCACGGUUCCGUUGAGCAUCGUGACCUCCACAAUAUGUACGGUUAUUACUAUCACAUGGCAACUGCCGAUGGUUUGGUCAAGCGUAAUUCCGACCAAAACGAUCGUCCAUUCGUUUUGUCACGUGCUUUCUUUGCCGGUUCACAGAGAAUCGGUGCCAUCUGGACCGGUGACAACGCCGCCCAGUGGAGUCAUCUCAAGGUCGCCAACCCAAUGCUACUGUCACUCGGUCUCGCCGGUAUUACAUUCAGUGGUGCAGACGUCGGUGGUUUCUUUGGAAAUCCAGACGGUGAGUUGAUGGCUCGUUGGUAUCAAGCCGGUGCAUUCCAGCCAUUCUUCCGUGGCCACGCACAUCUCGACGCCAAGCGUCGUGAACCCUGGUUGUUUGGCGAGCCAUAUCUCUCGGUGAUGAGAUCGGCUAUCCAACAGCGUUAUUCAUUCCUCCCAUUGUGGUACACAAUCUUCUAUCAGAACACACUGAACGGAGCACCCACUAUGCGUCCUCUCUGGGUAGAGUUCCCCUCGGACGCCAACCUCUUUGCAGUCGAGAGCGAAUACAUGAUUGGAAGCGCACUCCUCGUUCACCCAGUCGUCGAACAAGGUCAGAAACAAGUUAAAGUUAUCCUACCGGGUGAUGCCGCCAAGCAACAGUGGUUCGACAUCGACACCAACAAGAUGUACAAGCCAGGCCAGUACGACGUCGAUACUCCACUCCAGAAGAUCCCAGUCUACCAGAGAGGUGGAUCGAUCGUCGCCAAGAAGGAGCGUCUCCGUCGUUCCUCCUACCAGAUGCGUGACGACCCAUACACCCUCAAGGUUGCACUCAACACCGAUCAAGUCGCCACCGGUGAAUUGUUUAUGGACGACGAACACAGCUUCAACUACAAGAAAGGACAAUACCAAUACCGUCAGUUCCGUUAUGAAAACGGUCAACUUACAUCGAAAUCAUUGGACACCAAAGGAACCUUCAAACCAGUCAAUACCGUCGAGAGAAUCGUUGUUCUCGGUAUCAACAACAAACCAUCGGCCAUCAGCUACGCCGACAAACCACUGCAAUUCGAAUACGACAAAUCACUAUCAUCCGUUGUCAUCAGAAAACCAGAUCUUCCAAUUUCAUCUGAUUGGACCAUCAAUUUUAAAUUUUAA